AUGGCCGCCAACGAAGCAGCGGCCCUUGCAAACAUGGCCAACCGAAUCGACCGACGCUCUCCUGCUCCCGCCUCCCAGUCCAAAAGAGAUCGCAAGCGACAGGCUCUCAUAGAGAGACUCUCUAGUAUGACCGAUAAGUUCCAUCGGGAAAGGGACAUGACAUAUCGCGAUCAGCUCCAGAAGAUACAGUUCGACAUCAAUCUCGUACAGCGCUUCGACCCUUACGAUCCAAAAGUCCUUGAGGUCGUCUCUGAACUCCAGAAGGAACAUACCAACACACAAGGACCUCCGGUCAACGCCGAAGAUGCUCGAAGCCUGCUUGACAUGGCUGGCAUCCGAUUCUCUGACUUCGUUGACGAAGUCGAGGAUUUGGUAGAAAUUCGUGACUUUCAGCUGGCGCAGUCAAAAGUAAAAAAACCUUCCCACGCCACACGGCCAAGUAACUUGCUAACCAUCUAUCCAAAACAGAAUGAAUAUGACCGACGGCGAGAAGAAUAUAGAAACACUUACGAUUACAAGGUCGAGACCGCUAAGCGUGAGCACCGAGCCCUUACCAGCACCCUUCGAGAUCGAUUGGUCAAUACCCUCACCCACAAGAAGAACCGGUUAAACCGCGAAAAAGAGGUUUUGGAGAUUAAUGAUUCCAAUGCCUUGCUACUCAACCCCAAUCAGUUCAGCUUGACCAAUCCUGCGAGCCCUGGUGGCCCCCAUGGAAAGCGAGCCACACGUCUGCGCAAGGACGCCGACGAUCUGCAGAUGUAUUCCGACAACAAGAAGCGGAAGCGAAACGCCGGCGAUGACGACGGCUCACCUGCCCCGACACGACGAGCCCUCGACAACCACAACACGACACCUCUGUGGCAGUCUGAGAAGGCUCGUGCUGCUGCUAAGCAGAACGGACCUAUCUACAGCAUUGACAAGCUUUUCACCGAUAAGGAGCUGUCGCUCAAUUAUAACACUGCUGCCCUUGCUGCGCAUCAGUACAUUCUUCGCAACCGUGUCAGUGGCGGCGGCUCUCCCGAAGACAGCGAUUCCGGCAACGGUGAAGCCAACGGCGACCAGGACGCCGAUUCUCAGCCUUCUGCCCCAGCUAUGGAGCGCUCCGUCUCGCACGCUACCCGUAGCACUCGUGGCGGUAAUUUACUUGACGACAAGAUUUUGGGUCUUGAAGGUAUCACCAAUUUCGAAGUUCACAACUUGGAUAUCCUCCACGCCCACGAACCCCCCAAGAUGCCUCCUCCGGUCCCCCAGCAAUAUCUCAAGCCCUACCCUCGUACAGCGGACCAGAACUUCCCUGUACCUCUGUCAAAUGACGAUAUCACCUCUGAUCUUACGAUCAUGGGUUUCUUCAAGCAAUACGACGCAGCACACAAGCCUGGAGCUCACCUUGAUCGCCCAACUGGAAUGCGCCGGGUUCUCGCUGCUGUAUCAAUACCUUACCAGCAUUCACGAUAUGUCGCCUUUACUAGCGCGCCUAGAGAAGACCCAGAAUUUGUUCGCGAUUCAUUGGGUCUACCAGCUCUCAGCAGCCUUCGGGAUCAGCCAAGCCCAGCACAUGCUGGUGCAGCUACUUCAGUAGCAGCUCUGUCCAGCGCCGCAGUGCCUAUGAGUCGCCAGAGCAGUGCCGGCGGAGUUGCCAUGAGCCGCCAAGGUAGCAGCAGUACGCGUGGCAAGGGACGUAAGAACUAG
Fusarium subglutinans is the source of this 1689-nucleotide messenger RNA. Its product is annotated as nif-specific regulatory. Lineage: Eukaryota; Fungi; Ascomycota; Sordariomycetes; Hypocreales; Nectriaceae. The transcript has a single exon. Gene Ontology annotation, biological process: negative regulation of transcription by RNA polymerase II. Gene Ontology annotation, molecular function: histone deacetylase binding. The coding region runs from base 1 to 1689 and encodes 562 amino acids. Gene Ontology annotation, cellular component: Sin3-type complex. The record is from RefSeq and is a predicted model, not a curated record.